Apodemus sylvaticus (European woodmouse) is the source of this 596-nucleotide messenger RNA. It is a transcript of the gene Ttr, whose product is annotated as transthyretin. The record is from RefSeq and is a predicted model, not a curated record. Lineage: Eukaryota; Metazoa; Chordata; Mammalia; Rodentia; Muridae. Gene Ontology annotation, molecular function: thyroid hormone binding. Gene Ontology annotation, biological process: purine nucleobase metabolic process. The coding region runs from base 38 to 481 and encodes 147 amino acids. The transcript is spliced from 4 exons.
GAGCAGCCGUCACAGAGACCCACCAGCUCCGGACAGAAUGGCUUCCCUCCGACUGUUCCUCCUUUGCCUCGCUGGACUGGUAUUUGUGUCUGAAGCUGGCCCUGGGGGUGCUGGAGAAUCCAAGUGUCCUCUGAUGGUCAAAGUCCUGGAUGCUGUCCGAGGCAGCCCUGCUGUCGAUGUGGCUGUGAAAGUGUUCAAAAAGACCGCUGAGGAUACCUGGGAGCCAUUCGCCUCUGGGAAGACCGCUGAAUCUGGAGAGCUCCACGGGCUCACCACAGACGAGAAGUUCGUAGAAGGGGUGUACAGAGUGGAACUGGACACCAAAUCGUACUGGACAGCACUUGGCAUUUCCCCGUUCCACGAAUACGCAGAGGUGGUUUUCACAGCUAAUGACUCUGGCCAUCGCCACUACACCAUCGCAGCGCUGCUCAGCCCCUACUCUUACAGCACCACCGCUGUGGUCAGCAACCCCCAGAAGUGAGGGACCCAGCCCAGGAGGACCAGGAUCUUGCCAAAGCAGAAGCAUCCCGCUUGUACUGAAACAGUGUCCUUGCUCUAUAAACAGGGUUUUAUUAAACCAUCUGUUAUUUCAUUCA